UAUAACCUAUAAAAUAAUCUCUUUUUGAUUUGAUUGAUUUUAUGUAGCCUAUGUAGGCUACUGUAUAAUCUGUUCUGUAAAUAGUGUAUGUCGUGAUUGAUUGAUUGAUGCAAAAUGUUGGAUAUGGAUACAUACAAGCGGUAAACAAGAUCAUGGAUUAGGUCAACCUUUAUUGUAGAAUCAAUUUUGUUUUACUUUUGGGAGAAGGCCUUAAUUAUCAAAUUAUCGUAAUGAAGAAUAAAAUAGGUGAAACUGCGGAUCUUACAAUGGAUAAACUUGUACCCAGAUUAAAGGAGCCAACAAAGCGAGCCAAACAGGCACUUAGGAACAUGCUUGAAAAAAAUCUAAAGCGCUUAACAGAUCAAGUUGAACAAAUCAUAUCUGAAGAGAAAAAAUCUGCAUUGCUAAAGAAAAAAGAAAGAGUAUCCAAAGACCUAGAUGUAUUGAAGGUUUUGAAAGAUGAUGAAAUUAUUAGAUUUGCACUUUUAAUGUCCAACAAGAUAAUGUCAUUGGCAUCAAAUAUUAGGGUUCCAAGAGAAGAGAGAAUGAAGGCUCGAGUGGCUGCUCACAAACCUCUUUCAACUCAUCUUCGCAAGUUGAAUCAGAAACUGACCAAGGCUAAAGAACCAAAAUCUGGGUCUGAAAGUGAAGAUGAACAAGAAUCUGGUGGUUCUACUUUGAACAAAUUCACGUUUAACAAUAAAAUUGUUUCAAUGAGAAAGGAUGUCAGAAGAGCCAAGGUGCACGUCAUUCACAAACUAACAAGAAACAUAAAGAAAUUACGUGAAAUCAAAGGAGAAGAAGACAAGAUAGCCAAGUUUCAAAACAAAGCAGAAAGAUUACAUAAAAAAGUUGUUCAUAUUAAGGAGCUGCAUGAAGACGAGAUUUCCAAAUUCGCUCUCUCAACAACACAAAAUGUAAAUCAACUAGCAUUUGAUAUAAAAGCACCAACAAUAUCUCAAGCAUUGGCUACUGUUGCAAUUUACAAGUAUGUAGCUGCACAUGUUUCCAGCUUCAAAUCACAGUAUCCUGAAUGGGAAAAGAUUGUACCAAACCUUUUGAAAAAGAAACGCAAGAAACGGAAGUUGAAUCUAGAAACAAAAGAUAGGAAGGAAUCUAGCGAACUGUUACAAUCAAAUGCUGAAAGUGAUGGUGAAAAUUCCGGAAGUGAGGCUAGUGAAGAUUCUGAAAGUGCAUCUGAGGUUUCAGAUGAUGAAAACAACGCAGACAGUGGUUCUUCAGAAAAUGGCGAAGAAGAGGAAUCUGAAGAUGACAUCAACAGAAUGUCUAUGGAAGAAAAAGAUGAAGAUGAAUCUGAAUCAGAUGAGGAAAUGUCAGAAACUAGUUUAAAGAAAGUUGUCCAACAAAAGAGGAAACAUUUAAAAGAACCUGACAAAGUCACAGACAGUUCCAGUUUAAAGACUAAACAAGCUAGUAAUGCAAGUAAAUCCAAGAAACUAAUAAACAAUGCAAAUCUUAGCUCAACACAUGUUAAGCCUAAACCUGUAGAAAAUCUAACUAAAGUUGUAGACCCAUUUUUUAUGACAACCACAAACCAAGAGUAUGAAACAAGUCAAGUUCCACUCUCUAACGAAAACACUUCUUCAUAUAAAAAAUCUGGUUUUGAGGAGAAGCAUUUUAGAAAGUUUGAUAAUAUCGACUCUGAUAGGAAAUGGGAAAGAACAAAUAACGAUAGGAAAUUCUCUAAAAUGGCAAACACAGCUCCAUAUACAAAAUCAAAUCCAAGUCCUUCCAAUAAGUAUCCUGCUGGUACCAAAAGAGAAAAAAUUGUUUUUGGGAAUCGGAAAGAGAGAAGAAAAGCUUUACUCCAGCCUCCAGUUGAAGAAAAAGUUGAAAAACUCCAUCCCUCCUGGGAAGCAAAGAAAAAACAAUCAGCCAUCAUUCCCUUCCAAGGAAAGAAAGUUACUUUUGAUUGAUCUAGUCUUAGUUUCUUCAAUAUAAAUAUUUUUCACUUCUAUGA
Macrosteles quadrilineatus (aster leafhopper) is the source of this 1981-nucleotide messenger RNA. RefSeq names its product serum response factor-binding protein 1 (gene Rlb1). Gene Ontology annotation, biological process: maturation of SSU-rRNA. The record is from RefSeq and is a predicted model, not a curated record. The transcript has 7 exons. Lineage: Eukaryota; Metazoa; Arthropoda; Insecta; Hemiptera; Cicadellidae. Gene Ontology annotation, cellular component: nucleus; 90S preribosome. Bases 231 to 1937 code for a protein of 568 amino acids.